CCUCCGAGUCCUUGUCAGAGAGAACCGGCGGAGUCACUCAAAAUUUCCCGGCCUGGCCUUCACUUGAACUGGAACCACGCGACACCGGCCCGAUUGCAGCCUCCCUCGCCGGUGUGAGGAGUGAGACAGAUCAGCCAAUCUCGAGGGUUCGAAAGCCCGGUACAGCAGAAGCACAGCAACGCCCGAGUUCCGCGCAAUAAUGGCCGACACGACGCUGCCCAAGGCCAUGGCCGAGCUCGCCGUCUCCAAGACCAAGGAGCUCAAGGGCACCGAGAAGCGCGACAGUCUCAUCGCGAUCGAGAAGAAGUACCAGGCAAAGUGGCAAGAGGAUGGCGUCUUCGAGGUCGACGCCCCCUCGAUUGACGAGUACCCGCUCGGCUCCAUCAGCGCCGACGAGCUGCGCGAGAAGUUUCCCAAGUUCUUCGGCACCAUCGCCUACCCUUACAUGAACGGUCGUCUGCACGCCGGCCAUGCCUUCAGUGUCAGCAAGAUCGAGUUCCACACCGGAUUCCUCCGGAUGCAGGGCAAGCGUGCCCUCUUCCCCCUCGGCUACCACUGCACCGGCCUGCCCAUCAAGGCCUCCGCCGACAAGCUGGUCAAGGAGGUCGAGAUGUUCGGCAAGAACUUCGAGCGCUACAAGGAGGAGGACGAAGAGGUGGAGGAGGCGCCGACUUCGCAGAAGGGAGCCAAGGAGGAUCUGACCAAGUUCAAUGCCAAGAAGGGCAAGGCCGCCGCGAAGACGGUCAAGGCCAAGUACCAGUGGCAGAUUCUCAACUCGGUCGGCGUUCCACUGGAGGAGGUCCAUAAGUUUGCCGACCCGCAGUAUUGGCUCAAGUACUUCCCCCCGGAGUGCAAGAAGGACCUCAUCAACUUUGGUGCGCGCAUUGACUGGCGUCGUCAGUUCGUGACGACAGAUGCGAACCCCUACUACGACGCGUUCGUGCGGUGGCAGAUGAACCGCCUCAAGGAGCUCGACAAGAUCAAGUUCGGCAAGAGGUACACCAUUUACUCCAUCAAAGACGGUCAGCCAUGCAUGGACCACGACCGGAGUGAAGGCGAAGGCGUGUUGCCCCAGGAGUACACCGCCCUGAAGCUCAAGGUGGUAGAGUGGGCGCCCAAAGCCGCCGAUGCGCUCAAGGGCAAGAUCCCCGAGGAUGCGUCCGUCUACCUCUGCCCUGCGACCCUCAGGCCGGAGACCAUGUACGGCCAAGUGUGCUGCUUCGUCGGCCCCAGCCUGAGCUACGGCGUCUUCAGGGCCUCCGAGAAGGAGUACUUCGUCAUCACCGAGAGGGCCGCCAGGAACAUGGCCUACCAGGGCAUCUUCGAGAAGGAGGGCGUGCCGGAGAAGGCUGCCGAAGUCAAGGGUUCCGACCUCAUUGGCACCCUGGUGACCGCGCCGCUCAGCUUCCACCCGCAGGUCCGCGUGCUUCCGAUGGACACGGUCUUGGCGACCAAGGGCACCGGCGUUGUGACGUCCGUCCCAUCUGAUUCGCCGGACGACUACGCCAUGGUCACCGAGCUCGCCAAGAAGGCCGAUUUCUACGGCAUCAAGAAGGAGUGGGCCGAGCUCGAGAUCAUCCCCAUCAUCCAGACCCCGACGUCUGACCUGCUCGCUCCCCACUUGGUCAAGAAGCUCAAGAUCAACUCCCCCAAGGAUGCCAAGCAGCUCCAGGAGGCCAAGGAGCUCGCCUACAAGGAGGGCUUCUAUCAGGGUGUCAUGAAGGUCGGCGACUUCAAGGGCGAGAAGGUCGAGGUUGCCAAGCCAAAGGUCAGGGAGCAGCUCAUCAAGAACGGCGAUGCAUUUGCGUACUCGGAGCCCGAGAACAAGGUGGUGUCGAGGUCUGGCGACGAAUGCACGGUCGCCCUCCUCGACCAGUGGUAUCUCGACUACGGCGAGGAGAGUUGGCGCAAGCAGGCCUAUGAGUACGUCGAGAACAAGGACGGAAAGGGCCUCGAGACCUACUCGCCCGACACCCAGCACGCUUUCAAGGGCGUGCUCAACUGGCUGAGGCAAUGGGCCUGCGCCCGCACAUAUGGCCUGGGUUCUAAGCUCCCGUGGGAUCACAACUUCCUCGUGGAGAGUCUGAGUGACUCGACCAUUUACAUGGCCUACUACACGAUUGUUCCAUGGUUGCACACGGAUCUGUUUGGUCGGGUUAAGGGCAAGGGUAACAUCAAGCCCGAGCAAAUGAUUGACGAGGUCUGGGACUACAUCUUUUGCCGGACACAGCUGUCAGACGAUCUCAUCGCCAAGUCGGGCAUCCCGAAGGAGACCCUGGAGGGCAUGAGGAGAGACUUUGAGUACUUCUACCCGCUCGAUGUUCGUGUCAGCGGCAAGGACCUUAUUCCGAACCACCUCACCUUCUGGCUGUACAACCACAUUGCCCUCUUCCCGCGCGAGUAUUGGCCCCGCUCCGUCCGUGCCAAUGGCCAUCUCCAGUUGAACGGCGAGAAGAUGAGCAAAUCGACCGGCAACUUCAUGACGCUGGAUGACGUCGUGAGGAAAUACGGUGCGGAUGCUGCCCGCGUCGCCCUUGCCGAUGCCGGCGAUGGAAUCUCGGACUCCAACUUCGUCGAAGACGUCGCCGACAACACCAUUUUGCGCCUCUACACCAACAAGGAGUGGAUCGAGGAGGUCAUCAAGGACGAAAAGCUCCGGACCGGCCCGCUCAACGAUUUCCAGGAUAUCCUGUUCGAUAACGAGAUGAACGCGCUGGUGCACGAGGCCAAGAAGCACUACGAGGAGACGUCUUACAAGCUCGCUCUCAAGGCCGCUCACUACGACUUCCUCAACGCCCGUGACAUGUACCGCGAGGCCUGCAACGCCGCUGGCAUCCCGCUCCACAGGGACCUCGUCCUCAAGUACAUCCGGCUUCAAGCCCUCGUCCUCACGCCCAUUGCGCCACAUUGGCCCGAGUACAUCUGGCUCGAGAUCUUGGGCGAGAAGAAGUCGAUCCAGUACGCCUUGUGGCCCGAGGUGCCCCCCGCCAACCCGGCCCUCACCGCGGCGCGCGAGUAUGUGCGCCAGACUUCCUCCAACGUCAACUCGGCCGAGGCAGCGCAACUCAAGAAGAUGGCAAAGGGCCGCCAGAGCGAUUUCGAUCCCAAGAAGCCCAAGAAGCUGACCAUCUUCAUGGCCACCGCCUUCCCCUCAUGGCAGGCCAAGUACAUUGAGCUGCUCAAGGAGGUGUGGGACCCGGUCGCCAACGCGCAGAAGAUCGAGGACAAGGAGCUCAACGGCCGCAUCGCCAAGAUGGGCGAGAUGAAGAAGGCCAUGCCGUUUGUGCAGGCCCUCAAGAAGCGGCUGAGGGACGGCGAGCCGGCCGAGACCGUGCUCGAGCGCAAGCUCGCCUUUGAUGAGGCCAAGACGCUGCUGGCGAUGGUUCCCGGCUUGAAGCGGACUGCCGGGUUGGAGAGCGUCCAGAUCCUGGCGGUCGAAGAGGGCAGCAAGAAAGGCAAGGACCUGACCAACAACGGCGCCGAGGUCGAGAUCAAGGCGCCCGUCGCCGAGUCUGCUCUGCCUGGGCAGCCAAGCUUCCACUUCGAGAACGUCUAGGCAGGUAGGCAGGUAGGCUAAGCCGGGCGGUACUACCGAUCAGGGGUACGUAUUACAUGUACACAGCGCGGCAAGCUAGAGCUUUGCAUGUCUUGGUCAUGUGCGGCGAGCAAUCUAGACAGCGGAUGUACGGACGAGUCAAAACGGAGCGUAAGACGAGUCGAGACGGAACAAUAGACUUCAUUGCGAGUUCAUUGAUUGUUCAGCGGGUUGUAAUCGACUCGAACCCGGAGCAUGGCACCGUCAAGAGUGUGUGGCCCCGUCGCUGGGGAGUCUGUGUGGUAAUCUGUCCGGAUAACACGUCGGCUUGAAGUCAUGGUGCCCUGACCCGGUCCUCUCGGACUCGAGCCAUUCGCUACCCCCCCUCGUCUUCGGAGACGGGC
Messenger RNA from Thermothelomyces thermophilus ATCC 42464, 3939 nucleotides. RefSeq lists its product as uncharacterized. NCBI's taxonomy places the organism in Eukaryota, Fungi, Ascomycota, Sordariomycetes, Sordariales, Chaetomiaceae. Gene Ontology annotation, molecular function: aminoacyl-tRNA deacylase activity; leucine-tRNA ligase activity; ATP binding. The record is from RefSeq and is a predicted model, not a curated record. Gene Ontology annotation, biological process: leucyl-tRNA aminoacylation. The transcript is spliced from 7 exons. Bases 200 to 3556 code for a protein of 1118 amino acids.